Molecule: messenger RNA, 3972 nt
Organism: Perognathus longimembris pacificus (Pacific pocket mouse)
Lineage: Eukaryota; Metazoa; Chordata; Mammalia; Rodentia; Heteromyidae
Gene: Dhx30
Product: DExH-box helicase 30
Exons: 22
Coding region: 318-3899 (1193 amino acids)
Cellular component (GO): nucleus; cytoplasm; intracellular anatomical structure
Molecular function (GO): G-quadruplex RNA binding; DNA helicase activity; ATP binding
Source: RefSeq, a predicted model, not a curated record
UUGGAGAAACGGCGUCGCGCACGGGGCGGGCGUCGCGGGGAGCGGAGCUCCCCGGAUGGCCGGCGGAGGCUUCCGCUACGGGACCCGGAAGGGGUCGCGCUGUCGCUGAUGGGAGUUGUAGUCCGGCCGUGGUUGGGGGGGGGCCAGCGGCUCAUGCGCCGUGCACCGAGGCUUGUUUCACAUCUGUAACAACAGGAGGAGGCCCAGCCUCGUGAUGAGGAAUAGCAAGGGGAGAAUUCAGUUCCAGUUCAAAAGCCUACACAAUCUGAGCCUGUUCCUGCGUUUAUAAGGAUUCCAGCUUUCCCUCUUGGCCAGACAUGUUCAGCCUGGACUCAUUCAGAAAAGAUCGGGCCCAGCACAGACAGCGUCAGUGCAAACUUCCCCCACCCCGCCUUCCGCCCAUGUGUGUCAACCCCGCCCCUGGAGGCACCAUCUCUCGAGCUUCCAGGGACCUAUUAAAAGAGUUCCCACAGCCUAAAAACCUUCUCAACAGUGUGAUUGGGAGAGCCCUUGGUAUCUCACAUGCAAAAGACAAACUAGUCUACGUACACACAAAUGGACCGAAGAAAAAGAAAGUCACCCUGCACAUCAAGUGGCCCAAGAGCGUAGAGGUAGAAGGCUAUGGCAGCAAGAAGAUCGAUGCGGAGAGGCAAGCUGCAGCUGCCGCCUGCCAGCUGUUCAAGGGCUGGGGUCUGCUGGGUCCCCGGAACGAGCUGUUUGAUGCAGCCAAGUACCGAGUGCUAGCUGAUCGCUUUGGCUCUCCAGCUGACAGCUGGUGGCGUCCGGAACCAACCAUGCCCCCCACUUCCUGGCGGCAGCUGAAUCCCGAGAGCAUUCGGCCAGGGGGACCUGGCCUACCCCGCUCUUUGGGCCGGGAGGAAGAGGAGGAUGAGGAGGAAGAACUCGAAGAAGGGACCAUUGAUGUUUCCGAGUUCCUGUCCCUGACCCAGCAGGACUCCCAUAACCCACUUAGGGACUCGAGGGGGGGCUCCUUUGAAAUGACAGACGACGACAGUGCUAUUAGGGCUCUGGCGCAGUUUCCACUUCCCAAGAACCUUCUCGCCAAGGUGAUUCAGAUCGCCACCUCUUCCUCCACAGCCAAGAACCUCAUGCAGUUCCAUACUGUGGGCACGAAGACCAAGCUGUCCACGCUCACGCUGCUCUGGCCCUGCCCCAUGACUUUUGUUGCUAAAGGGCGCCGCAAAGCAGAGGCAGAGAAUAAGGCAGCCGCCUUGGCCUGCAAGAAACUGAAGAGCCUGGGCCUGGUGGACAGGAAUAACGAGCCCCUCACCCACGCCAUGUAUAACCUGGCCUCCCUGCGGGAGCUGGGCGAGACGCAGCGCCGGCCGUGCACCAUCCAAGUCCCCGAGCCCAUCCUCCGCAAGAUCGAGACCUUCCUGAAUCACUACCCCGUGGACAGCUCGUGGAUCUCCCCCGAGCUCCGGCUACAGAGUGAGGACGUCUUGCCGCUGGGCAAGGACUCGGGGCCCCUGAGCGACCCCAUCACAGGCAAGCCCUACGUGCCACUGUCGGAGGCCGAGGAGCUGCGCCUGAGCCAGAGCCUGCUGGAGCUGUGGCGGCGGCGAGGGCCGCUGUGGCAGGAGACCCCGCAGCUCCCCGUGGAUCCCCACCGGGACGCCAUCCUCGGGGCCAUCGAGCAGCACCCCGUGGUGGUCAUCGCGGGGGACACGGGCUGCGGGAAGACCACCCGCAUCCCCCAGCUGCUGCUGGAGCGCUUUGUGACCGAGGGCCGCGGGGCCCGCUGCAACGUGAUCAUCACGCAGCCGCGCCGCAUCUCGGCCGUGUCGGUGGCGCAGCGUGUGAGCCACGAGCUGGGCCCGGCCCUGCGCCGCAACGUGGGCUUCCAGGUGCGCCUGGAGAGCAAGCCCCCGGCCCGCGGCGGCGCGCUGCUCUUCUGCACCGUGGGCAUCCUGCUGCGGAAGCUGCAGAGCAACCCCAGCCUGGAGGGCGUCAGCCACGUCAUUGUGGACGAGGUCCACGAGCGCGACGUCAACACGGACUUCCUGCUCAUCCUGCUCAAGGGCCUGCAGCGGCUCAACCCGGCCCUGCGGCUGGUGCUCAUGAGCGCCACGGGUGACAACGAGCGCUUCUCCCGCUACUUUGGCGGCUGCCCGGUCAUCAAGGUGCCGGGCUUCAUGUACCCCGUCAAGGAGCACUACCUGGAGGACAUCCUGGCCAGGCUGGGCAAGCACCAGUUCCCGCACCGGCACCGGCACCACGAGUCCGAGGACGAAUGUGCGUUGGAUUUGGACCUGGUGACGGAUCUGGUUCUGCACAUCGAUGCCCGCGGGGAGCCAGGUGGGAUCCUGUGCUUCCUACCCGGCUGGCAGGAGAUCAAGGGGGUGCAGCAGCGCCUCCAGGAGGCCCUGGGCGCCCACGAGAGCAAGUACCUCAUCCUGCCAGUGCACUCCAACAUCCCCAUGAUGGACCAGAAGGCCAUCUUCCAGCAGCCUCCGGUGGGCGUGCGCAAGAUCGUCCUAGCCACCAACAUCGCCGAGACGUCCAUCACGGUCAACGACAUCGUGCACGUGGUGGACAGCGGCCUGCACAAGGAAGAGCGCUACGACCUCAAGACCAAGGUGUCCUGCCUGGAGACGGUGUGGGUCUCCCGGGCCAAUGUGAUCCAGCGCCGGGGCCGCGCUGGCCGAUGCCAGUCGGGCUUCGCCUACCACCUGUUCCCGCGGAGCCGGCUGGAGAAGAUGGUUCCCUUCCAAGUGCCGGAGAUCCUGCGCACGCCGCUGGAGAACCUGGUGCUGCAGGCCAAGAUCCACAUGCCGGAGAAGACGGCCGUGGAGUUCCUCUCCAAGGCGGUGGACAGCCCGAACAUCAAGGCGGUGGAUGAGGCGGUGAUCCUGCUGCAGGAGAUCGGCGUGCUGGACCAGCGCGAGUACCUGACGACGCUCGGGCAGCGCCUGGCGCACAUCUCCACCGACCCGCGGCUAGCCAAGGCCAUCGUGCUGGCCGCCAUCUUCCGCUGCCUGCACCCGCUGCUGGUGGUGGUGUCCUGCCUCACGCGGGACCCCUUCAGCAGCAGCCUGCAGAACCGCGCCGAGGUGGACAAGGUGAAGGCGCUGCUGAGCCACGACAGCGGCAGCGACCACCUGGCGUUCGUGCGCGCCGUGGCCGGCUGGGAGGAGGUGCUGCGCUGGCAGGACCGCUCGUCCCGCGAGAACUACCUGGAGGAGAACCUGCUCUACGCGCCCAGCCUGCGCUUCAUCCACGGGCUCAUCAAGCAGUUCUCGGAGAACAUCUAUGAGGCGUUCCUGGUGGGGAAGCCGUCCGACUGCACGCUGCCCUCGGCGCAGUGCAACGAGUACAGCGAGGAGGAGGAGCUGGUGAAGGGCGUGCUCAUGGCGGGCCUCUACCCCAACCUCAUCCAGGUACGGCAGGGCAAGGUGACCCGGCAAGGCAAGUUCAAGCCCAACAGCGUCACGUACAGGACCAAAUCCGGCAACAUCCUGCUGCACAAGUCCACCAUCAACAGGGAGGCCACGCGGUUGCGGAGCCGCUGGCUCACCUACUUCAUGGCGGUCAAGUCCAACGGCAGCGUGUUCGUGCGCGACUCGUCGCAGGUGCACCCGCUGGCCGUGCUGCUGCUGACGGACGGCGACGUGCACGUCCGCGACGACGGGCGCCGCGCCACCAUCUCGCUGAGCGACAGCGACCUGCUGCGUCUGGAGGGCGACUCGCGCACCGUGCGGCUGCUGCGGGAGCUGCGGCGCGCGCUGGGCCGCAUGGUGGAGCGCAGCCUGCGGAGCGAGCUGGCCGCGCUGCCGCCCGCCGUGCAGCAGGAGCACGGGCAGCUGCUGGCGCUGCUGGCCGAGCUGCUGCGGGGGCCCUGCGGCAGCUUCGACGUGCGCAAGACGGCCGACGACUGAGCCCCGCGCGCCGCGGGGCGUGUACAGAGUGCAAAUGUUUUAUUUAAAAUAAAGUUCUAUUUAUCCCUUGUGA